This is a messenger RNA of Drosophila miranda, 4444 nucleotides long. It is a transcript of the gene Reph, whose product is annotated as CCR4-NOT transcription complex subunit 3. Bases 1216 to 2430 code for a protein of 404 amino acids. The record is from RefSeq and is a predicted model, not a curated record. The transcript has 4 exons. Lineage: Eukaryota; Metazoa; Arthropoda; Insecta; Diptera; Drosophilidae.
GUGAGAAGAGAGGGGGGGCCUGGGACGAGCCUCAGCGCCAGCGCAGAGAUUUCGAGAGACAGUGUUGCCCUGCCACAUUGUGACCAUAAUUUUUCAGUUUGAGCGCAGCACUAGCCGGUGACGGGCGAUGCGAUAGUAACACGUAGUAACCAUAAUCCCAGCCAGCCAACCGAGGGUCCUGGCGUGGGCGGACACAACCGUUACAAAACCGUUUUCGCAAGUGCACUUUGGAAGCUGUUUGAGCCCCAGAAAGCAGGACAGAAUGGGCGAGAGAACACAUAGAGAAAGUGAAAAUGGAAAAUAAUUUUGUUUUGUGAUUGCCGUGCAAAAAAAAAAACAAAACCAGAGACACCACAGAGUCGGGCACGGAUACGGACGGGACACGCACACGUUGUCCCUUAUUUUUUUUUUUGAUUCCUGGUCGUCUGGCUUCCGUUAUACGAAAAUCAAUAAUUCCGUGCUGUAUAAGUUACGGCGAAAGGUGCGCGCUCGCAUCGGACUCGCGUGGCGUUCGGCUCUUCCCGUUACUGCAGUCGGGUCCCCUCCGAUGGGGGUGGUGGCGGGUGUUACAACAAAAAUCGUACAACCCAGAGUCCGCGUGGUGGAGGCGGAACGUGAUUGAAAUAUUUGCACAAAAAGGAAACGGCGCUUACACUUUACACGCGCCAAGCGCCUCACAGCGUAGGCGGCAAACGAGAGCCAAAGAGAGAGAACAGCAAGAACAAGAGAGAGAGAGAGUGGAAGCGGUAGCUUCGUGGAAAGAGAGCUGAAGCUCGUGCUUGACAGAAGAGACUGAGAGACUCUCUCGUUCGCGUGAAUCAGGAAGCAGAAGACCGAAUACAUUCUGCCCCAUGUGGUGGGGGCACGGUGGACAGUGGGAGCAGAAUGGUGGGACGGACGGAGCAUAGAAAGAGCGUGUGAAACGUAAAGGGGCAAAAAAGUAGUAGUAGUAAUAGUAGUAGAAGAAGAGAACCACAGAAGAAAACAACAAAAUACAUAUACGCGCGCAGUCGCUGCCCGCUGCUGACGUUGGCGUUGACUUGAACGUCGACGGUGACGCUAACUGUGACUGCGACUGCGACGUAGUCGUAGUAAGUUUUUCCGCCGUAAUUGUGGGAGUGUGAAUGUGUGCGUGUGUGUGCGUAAGCGUGUCGGUGUGCGUGUGCGUGUGUGGAAUGUAUAAUAUAUACCAUAUAAAGCACAUAGCGAGAAAUCAUGAUAAAGUUUGUCAGGCAGAAAAAUCGCGAGAAUCCAUUAAAGGCAUCGAAAAAUUUUCUUCGUAAAAAGCGUGAAUCGAAUGACUCUGGCACCGAAUCGGAUGGUGAGCUCCUCGAUGUGGAAAAACAACGUCACUUAGACGUGGAUAUGGAAACAACUGUCGCUGGCCAAAAACCAAUUGCUCCUGCAAUGAUGUGUCACCAGCAGACAUCGUCAUCUUGCGCCCAUCUCAUGUACGAUCAGCACAGCUCCGAGGAGGAAUUGGAGGUGAUCAAUGGGCCCUCGUCGGUGGCAGGACAUGGCCAUGGCACCACGACCGCGACGGGCGCUUCGUGUGCCUCGCGACUCUCUAAUCGUGGCUGCACCUCCUCGCUGGACACGGAGGCACCCUACGAGGAACGGGCCACCACAUCCAACUCGAAGCGUUCAAGCUCCACGCUGAUGGUGGAGAACCGGAAACGGUCCCUGGCCCACAGCUCCGACGAUGAGUUACGCAAUUCGCUGGAGCCGAUAUUGACGCCCGUGAAUUUUCGCACAUCGCCGCCAUUGGAGGCGUUCAAGCCAAAUCGUAGCCAUAUGACGUUCCGCUCCACAACGCCACUGAUAUUAUCGGAGGCCAGAUGUGGCAUCGAAAAUAUUAAAUUAUGUGAUAAUAGUGUAAACGAGGAGAAUGGCGACAACAGCGGCGGCGGCGGCGGCAAUGGCGGCAACCACAGUAAAUGCCCCAAGCUGGGCGGAGCCGUGCUGGGUGGCGGCAACGAGAACGAGCCGAGUGUGAUCAAGGCGUGCAGCAGCUCCCUGAAGAUGAGCAACAGCAGCCACCACAUCUAUCAGCCGCAGCCCAAGUACAGUUUCCACUACAAUAGCUCGCGCAGCAGUCCGGCCAGCACCACCGGCCUGGACAUGGAGGUGCGUUCGGUUAGUCCGCCCGCGAAACUGUUCCACUGCGCCAUCUCGCCCAGGCGUCGUCCUAGUAAUAAUUCGGGUGGUGGCGGUUCGGCCGCAGCGGCAGGCACAGCAGCCCCCGCCACAUCCUCAUCGACAGGAGGAGGAGGAGGAGCAGUAGCAGGAGGAGGCACCACAUCAUCCACAGCAGCAACAACGACACACAAUGCUGCCAAUGCCGCAAGCGCCGCCGCUGCCACCCAGAGACUGCAGCGACCGCAUCGGCCGUGUUUAGAUUUUGAUAAGAUGCAGCAGGUGAGCCUCUAAUGCAGAGCGUGCUAACAGCGAAGGAAGGGAUCGAAUGGGAAGGGAAAGGCAAAUGGCAAAUCAAAGACUUUUUAUACGAAACAACAACCGCAACCACAACCACAGCUACAACCACAGCUACAACCACAGCUACAUCUACAUCUACAUCUACAACAACAAGAACUCAAGAAAUCAAGAACUCAAACUGCAAAUAGAGACAGCAAGUGUACCUAACGGUUGAGCGCGGGCCAGCUGAUGCUUGGCAGCACUGGCCGCACGAUUAGGGGCGCCCUCUGAUGCUUGGCAGCACUGGCCGCGCCCUCUGCACGAUCAGGCGUCGGGUCUUCAUGCAACCAAAAAAUAGGACGGCAACAGCAACAACAAGGAUAAAAAAAUAUCAUAAAAUCAAAUUAUAUAAAGCUAAAGGUAAUUCAAAUUUUAAAUGCAAACAAACCUAAAAUUUACAAUAGAUGCAGCUAUUUUUUCACAAUUUUAAACUGAACAAGAAACAAAAAUCGUAUGAGAAAGCAAAGUAAAUGCAGAACAAGAUCUGGCAGCAGAGCAAAGAUGGUGAGACGGCAGUCGGUGGGGGGCUGUGUAAAGAAUGAUUUAAGAUUUAGAUGUAGCAACUACAAAAAUGGAAAGAAAUGGAGAAAAUUUGAGUAAAUCUGUAAAAGAAAAAGAAACAAAACCAAAAUCUGUAAACUGUAAAUAUUGUAUUUGUGUGGGAGAACAAAAAAAAAAACUUUUGAAGAAAUUGGCAAGCCAUGAAAAGAGAAAAAGAGUUAAACAUUUUAUGAACUGUGGAAAGAAGAAAGUAUUUUAAUUUUUUUAAAACCAAGAAAAUAUGUGGUGAUGUAGACAGAAGACUCAAACUUAUAAAACAAAAGAAAAGAAAACGAAAACGAAAAGAAAAGAAAAAAAGAGCAAAAUUAUAUUUCUAUAAAUUGAGAAAGGAACUGUGAACGGUUAGAGGGAGCAGAGAAUGUGAGGAGGAGACAGACAGUAUGGGGGUGGGGAAAUAGCGUAGCAAACACUUGGGACGCAGCAAAAUAGUAACAGUAACAGCAACAAUGUGAAGCAACAAUAGCAACUAAAAAAAACAAAACCCAAAUACAGAAAAAAAAAACAUAAUAAAAAAUUAAAUAAAAAUAAUAAAGAACAAAGAAUCUUUUGUAUGAUGUUGUAUGAUGAAAACCGAAUGCCGAUACAAACUGUCCAACCAAGACGGUUGUAAAAACAGUUAAAUAUGUGUUUAAUGUACAACAUAAAAUAGCAAGCUAUUUUAUAAAACAAUAUUCUAAUUAUCCGCAAUGUAAGAAAACCGAGAAAAAACCAAGAAAAACAGAAUACAAAAACCAAAAAGCUGCCAUCAAACCAUCAUGCAUACGAUUAAAGCUCUUCAGUUUUACCAAUAUGAUUGAUGAUUGAUGAGGGGAGGACGAAAAGGACGGGAAGGACUUAGUAAACGCAACAACACACAAACAAUUGGCAACUGUUUGCAUUUUGCAGUAAAGCAUAAUUAAUAUUUUCGUUUGAAGAAACAAAAGCAAAAUGCUACAAAAUAAGCCCAUAUUCAAUUUAAAGAAUACCAAUUUAAAACAAAAAUGAACUAAACAACCAGUAAACGUGUGCAUCCAUAGCAAAGGCAAAAGCAAAAGCAAACGAAAAAGUAAAGCAAAAAAACAUAAAUUUUUAAGUACCAUAUAUAUGUAUGUAAAACAAAAACAAAUGAAGAAAUAUUCAAAGUAAUGAUAAUUUUUAAAUCAUAUUUACGAACAACAGACAACAGGCAGGCAAAAUUUCAGUUCAUUCCCAAAAAAAAAGCAAAAAAAAAAAAAACAGUAGUCGCAAAUGUUUCGUAUGCUAAUUUUUCAAUAACCAUACCAUCAUACCCUCUAAAAGAAAAACACACACACACACACACUAACACUCAGAACACUCAACCUACCAAAACAGCAUAAUCCACACCACCAAAACACCAAGAAUAUAUAUAAAGAAAGAUAAAUAAAACGAAUGAAGAAUGAAGAAUAAA